This is a messenger RNA of Argiope bruennichi, 708 nucleotides long. RefSeq lists its product as uncharacterized. The record is from RefSeq and is a predicted model, not a curated record. Lineage: Eukaryota; Metazoa; Arthropoda; Arachnida; Araneae; Araneidae. The transcript has 7 exons. Bases 1 to 708 code for a protein of 235 amino acids.
AUGGUUGAAAAGCUGCAACUCGUCGGCCAAAUUCUGUAUACCGCUCUCUUCAUUGCUGGCCUCGUCCAUGCACAAACGCUGUCGAUCACUGCAUCGAUGCUUGGAUUUUGCUUGCUGAUGGUGGUUUUAUCCGCUACUUGCAUCAUUUGCUCCAUCAUUCUGAUUGUUGGACUCUUCAAGGAUAACCGCUUUCUGCUCUUGCCAUGGACUGUUGCAGUUGCUAUGACAACACUGAUUGAUGUGAUGGUUUCGUUUUAUCUGAUAAGAGAUGCGAUUGAUGAACCCUUUCUGGCUGUCCUCUUCGUGACUGAUGUUCUGAUCUGUGCCAUCAAUGUCUAUGCUCUGCUUUGCGUCUUAUCUCAAUAUCAGGAUUACAAGAUGGGAGCUGUUGAAGAUAAUGUUGUCCAGCCACGUGACCCAGAAGCUGCAGCUGAGCGACCACAGAGACCCCUGGUAACCACAACUGCUUCUUUCACUGAUGAUGUCAACUCGAGCAAUGCACCUCCGAGCAUGACCUUGGAUAAACUCGGUGCUGGGCCCUCAACUACCCCUAAGUUCAUGCACUGUGAGCUGACUACCAUAUCAGAGGAGUUAAACUCGGGAACACCAACUACACCUAAAGAGCUAUGUGUCACCUCAUUCAUCGCAUCACCCACUGCAAAGAAGCCAUCCAAUGGUCUUGCUGAGAAUCAAGUCAGUGAAAUUUAA